GGAGAGAGCGCGCAGAGCUUUCUGUACAUCAGCGCUUUUCCGCUUUCUGGCUACUCUCUGGUGUGUCCGGGGGAGAAAGCGGAAGGAAUAUGGUCGUUCCAUCUCGCGCCCCUCCCGCUGCAGCACUGUCAUAAAAGAGCUCUCGAGCGGGUGUCUGGGGUUCGGGCUCGUACUUCGUGUAGUGAAUUACCAGGAUUACUGUCUUUCCCGUUAAACGCGGUAGUCCCUAUAGCAGGAGCGGACCGUCACGGGAACAGAUGGUGGAGGCGGUGGUAGAGUAUAAUUAUGAGGCUCGGCAGGAGGACGAGUUGAGCCUGCGUCUGGGUGACGUCAUCACCAAUGUAACAAAGGAUGAUGGAGGAUGGUGGGAAGGCGAGCUACAUGGACGCAGGGGGCUGUUCCCAGACAACUUUGUCAGGGAGAUAAAAAAGGGGAUGAAGAGAGAGGUGGGGCCAAAAUCUGAUCUGUCCAAUGGCAGCGCAAGCCCAUUGUCUGAGCCCAGCCUACGACCAGCCAGGAAAGGGGAACAGAUUCGACAGAGGAGAUGCAAGGCGUCCUUCAGCUAUGUUCCUCAGAAUGACGACGAACUGGAGCUGAAGAUAGGAGAUGUCAUUGACAUACUGGAAGAGGUUGAGGAGGGCUGGUGGAAGGGGACUCUGAAUGGUAAGAUUGGGAUGUUCCCUUCUAACUUCAUCAAAGAGCUGGAGGACACACCCACUUCGCUAAACACAUCCAGUAGGUCGUCGCAGGAGGAGCUACGCAGCAGUCGGACCAGUAAAGACAGUCCUGGCAGCGAGAGUGACGGGGGGGAAAGUCGAUCGGACAGCGGAAAGAUUCAACCCAAGAAGGUCCGAGGGUUUGGGUUCGGCGACAUCUUUAAAGAACAACCCAUCAGACUGAGACCGGCUUCUGCAGACAUGGACGUGGAAGUAGAGAAGGCACAGGUUAGGAAAUCACCUUCUGAAACUAUGAAGGCGGAACCUGAGGGCAAGGUUAAAGGCCGUGAGCUGUGCAAGGUCAUCUUUCCGUACGACGCCCAGAACGAAGACGAGCUGUCAAUCAAGGAGGGAGAUAUCGUCACCAUCAUCAACAGGGACUGCGCUGACGUGGGCUGGUGGAUGGGGGAGCUCGGGGGCAAGAAGGGGGUGUUUCCCGAUAACUUUGUCAAGCUGCUCAUACCUGAUGUGGAGAAAGAGAGACCAAAGAAGCCACCCCCUCCCAGUGCCCCCUCAGCUAAACACACCACAGAGAAAAGGUCUGAGGUCAGGAAGGUACCUCCAGAGCGCCCUGAGCAUUUGCCUCAAAGACCACCUGACGACAACAAAGGUGAGGAGUUGAAGUUUGGAGAGAUCCCUAAGCCUGCCCUCCCAUCCAUUCCUCCAAAGAAGCCCCACCCACCAAAGACAGGCUCCUCCCACCUCCCUCCUCGACGCCCCGACAGACCUGAGAGACCUCCUACUGGGCCGUGUGAGAGCCAUAAGCCUGAGGGCGGGGCUGUGACUCCUGAUCCUGCCUCUGACAGGUCAAAAGACAUUGAUGUGGUUGACCUGGACUCAGUGGUAUUGUCAACAGAGAAACUCAACCAUCCGACCGCAACGCGACCAAGAGUCACCGACCGUAGACCACGCUCCCUUAUCAUCACCUCAUCUUCCCUCUCCAGUAUUGACCUGCUGGAUUCUCCUGUGGUGGGGGAGGAGUGGAAGGAGACGAAGGCGGAGGAGCAGGACUCCUUGGGUCUUAAACCAGUGGAUGUCUCCAAGAGAAAAUCCCAGACCAACAUUGCUGUCCCCGAUGGUAAGGCUGUGCUGCCUCCCAAGCCUACCGUCUUCCCCUCGCCUUCAACAGGAAGCCUGGCCCUCCGCUCCACCAGUCCCUGCCCUUCACCUGUAAAUUCCACCUCUCUAUGUAUAAACCCCUCCCCUGAGCCCAGGCCGACACCCACCCUGGAAGAGCUGAGAGGGCAGCUCAGAGAGCUGCGAGCCUCCGUAGAACUGCUGAAGAGCCAACACAGGCAGGAGAUGAAGCAGUUAGCUGGUGACUUGGAUGAGGAAAGGAAGAUCCGCAUUACUCUUCAGAUGGAUGUGGAGCAGAUCAAGAAGAGUUUAUCCAAAUGACCCAACACCGUUCCAGGUGCCAACUGAUGACAUCACCUGCUACGGCGUUCAGCCCGACUAGCUUGUGCCAAAUGACAAUAACAAAAAUGGCAGACGAUCCAAAUCCCGUCUGUCUGUCUGUUUGUUUAGCCGUGUUUAUCUUUUUGUUUCCUACGGUCUGAAGGGAGUGUGCCCUGCAUCUGGGGCGUGGCCUCACUGGUACUCACCUGUCUUUCACCAUGGUAGCCCAAAACACCUGGAACACAUUUUCCUGCUUAGCGUGUGUGCUUACAAGGUUUCCAUUGCAAAUCCUCACUGUGGCCUUCCCAUUUUAGACUCCUUCCUUUUUUCAGGUGAUAAAGAGAAAGUGUCCUGUUGUUUUAUUGACUUGGUCAUAGCUCUUCAGGAAAAUUAAAUAGACUUUUAUAUUGCAGUGUUCUGAAUAUGAAGAUUAUGGAUGUGUGACGAUUUUAAUAAUUAAAAAAGAA
Esox lucius (northern pike) is the source of this 2581-nucleotide messenger RNA. RefSeq names its product SH3-domain kinase binding protein 1 (gene sh3kbp1). Lineage: Eukaryota; Metazoa; Chordata; Actinopteri; Esociformes; Esocidae. The record is from RefSeq and is a predicted model, not a curated record. Gene Ontology annotation, molecular function: protein binding. The coding region runs from base 258 to 2114 and encodes 618 amino acids. The transcript has 19 exons.